UUAUUAAGUACUUAUUUUAUUGUAAAUUCUGGUCUUUAACCAAUAAUCCUCUUACAUAAUUUGAGUUAUUAUAUAAAAUUACAAAAAUUAUUAUUUUUUGGUAAUAUGCAAAUGUAUAGCAGCAUUCCCAUUAUUCAUUUAUGAACAUUCUUUGUGUCUGUAAUAAAUAAUUUAUUAACAUUCUCUGGUUGGACCUUCUCCAUAAUCUACACGUUCUUGUAAUCUACAUUCUCUGAUUUAUAAAGUAGUAUUUAACAAAACAUCGUCCCUCGAUAAAUCUGGCAGUUACGAAUUUCGCUGUCUAGUUGGUUCUGGCAAUUUUCGUCGAUUCGAUUUUGUUCAACCGUCCGUGUUCGUCACAAUAGAAUAAUUUCAAUAACAAAGUGUGGCAACAUAAACAUAAACGUCAAAAGUCGAACAAAAGAAUACUUUUAAUCACAGAUUAUAUCAAGUGUUUAAUUUUAAAUAAAAUUAGUCAGUCAUUUACACUUUAAUUAAUCCACUAAGAGAGGUUACAGGAAUAAUUCAAGUAAAACAUGAUGCCCGCUGCAGAAGAGGCACAGAUUUCAAAGUUAUUAUCCAGGUAUAAAAACGUUAGUGCUACCAAAAAAGAUGUUAUUGACGUAAUUACCACGUAUCGCUCCUUGUCAUAUAAUUUACAAAAAUUCGUUUUCAACGACGGAAGUAAUAAAGAGCUUUUCAAUUUGUCUGGAACCAUACCUGUUGUAUAUAAAAAUAACACUUACUACAUUCCAAUAUGCAUAUGGUUAAUGGAUACACAUCCUCAAAAUGCACCAAUGUGCUUUGUAAAACCGACCCCAACAAUGCAAAUUAAGGUAUCAAUGUAUGUGGACCAUAAUGGAAAGAUUUAUUUGCCAUAUUUACACGAUUGGCAACCGCAUACAUCGGAUUUACUCUCUCUCAUACAAGUAAUGAUUCUGACGUUUGGUGAUCACCCACCAGUUUUUUCCAAACCUAAGCAUCAGCAGCCAAGUCAGUAUAUAGGGUUACCUUUACCUACAGCUGGCGCUGGUAGCGGAGGCACAUUCCCUCCUUAUCCGCCAGCAAAUAAUUUUGGAAUAUAUCCACCAUAUCCUACCGGAGGUAAUUCCUCUGUGGCUAAUCCUAGUACAAGUGCAGGAGGUUACCCACCGUAUAUGAAUUAUCCACAAGUUCCUGGUUAUAAUUCUGGAUUUAAUUCUUCUACACCAAGUUCCACUGGCACCAUAACGGAGGAGCAUAUUAAAGCAUCUCUUAUCAGUGCAGUGGAAGACAAACUACGACGUCGCCUACAAGAAAAAGUUAAUCAAUAUCAAGCUGAAAUUGAAACACUCAAUCGUACCAAGCAGGAAUUGGUAGAGGGAAGCUCAAAAAUUGAUAACGUUAUUGCACGACUUAUCAGAGAGGAAGUGGAACUUAAGAAAAAUGUAAACAUUUUGCGAGACAAGAAAGAAGAACUUGAAAAAAGUUUAGAUGCAUUAGAGAAGUCUGAAGGUAUAGACCCAGACGAAGCCGUUACAACAACCGCGCCUCUAUAUAGACAAUUACUCAAUGCAUAUGCUGAAGAAGCGGCUCUUGAGGAUGCAAUUUACUAUUUGGGUGAAGCCUUACGAAGUGGAGUUAUUGACUUGGAAACAUUCUUAAAGCAUGUACGUCAAUUAUCUCGUAAACAAUUUAUGCUUCGAGCUAUUAUGCAGAAAUGUAGGCAAAAAGCUGGAUUAGCGGGAUAAAUAACACAAUGUCGUAGUGAAGUAAAUCAAAUAAUGGAAAUUGAAUUUUGUUCCACUAACGUUGGAAUCACUGAACAAAAAAAGUAAAUAUAUUUAUUUUUAUGUAUGUACUCCAAUAAAAAGUUUGAAAGAUUCAUUAAUUAUAAUCAAAAAAUAUCUGAAAUUGAAUAUAACAAGUCUCAUACACAUAUGUAUAUCCAUUAUUACGGAUUAGUCAGCUGGAAAUCAGUGAUACUAAAUCUCCCACUUGCAACAAUUUAGCACAUCUUUCUAUUACUUUGUAAUAUAACAAGUAUAAAUUAUAUUAAAGUUUUGGUUACACAAAAAGCAA
Messenger RNA from Bactrocera oleae (olive fruit fly), 2061 nucleotides. RefSeq names its product tumor susceptibility gene 101 (gene TSG101). Gene Ontology annotation, molecular function: ubiquitin binding. NCBI's taxonomy places the organism in Eukaryota, Metazoa, Arthropoda, Insecta, Diptera, Tephritidae. The record is from RefSeq and is a predicted model, not a curated record. Gene Ontology annotation, biological process: protein transport; endosome to lysosome transport; protein modification process. Gene Ontology annotation, cellular component: ESCRT I complex.